AUGAAACAACAUCAUUGUACUCAUUGUGAGAAAAGUUUUAUCCAUAAAAGUAAACUCAAAAAGCAUGUGCGAACACAUACAAAUGAAAAGCCUUAUCACUGUGAGCAAUGUGAGAAAAGUUUUCCCCAGUCAAGUCAUCUCAAACAGCAUAUGCGAACACAUACCAAUGAAAAGCCAUAUCAUUGUGAGCAAUGUAAGAAAUGUUUCGCCCAAUCAAGUACUCUCAAAGUGCAUAUGCGAACACAUACCAAUGAGAAGCCUUAUCGCUGUGAGCAAUGUCAGAAAUGUUUCUCCCAAUCAAGUCAUCUCAUACAGCAUGUGCGAACACAUACAAAUGAGAAGCCAUAUCAUUGUCAGCAAUGUGAGAAGAGUUUUCCUCAGCCAAGUACUCUAAAAAAGCAUAUGCGAACACAUACCAAUGAGAAGCCAUAUCAUUGUGAGCAUUGUGGGAAAAGUUUUGCCCAAUCAAGUACUCUGAAACUGCAUAUACGGAUACAUACAACCGAGAAGCCUUAUUACUGUGAGCAAUGUGACAAGAGAUUUACUCAGUCAAUCCAUCUUAAACGACAUCUACAAACUCAUACCGAUGAAAAGGCUUAUCAAUGUGAACAUUGUGAGAAGAGUUACAGCUGGUUAAGUCAUCUCAUUAAGCAUACACGAACACACACCAAUGUGAAACGUAAUCAGUGUGUGCUAUGUGAGAAGAAUUUUAUUAAUGCAAAUCAUCUUAAACGACAUUUACGAACACACACUAAUGAGAAGCCUUAUCACUGUGUUCUCUGUGAGAAGAGUUUUGCCCAGUCGAGUGCUCUCAAACAGCAUAUUCGAACACAUACAAAUGAGAAACCUUAUAACUGCAAAUAUUGUGACAAGAGUUUUGCCCAUUCAAGUACAUUUUAUCAGCAUAGACGAACACAUACCAAUGAAAAACCUUACCAUUGUGAGGUAUGUGGGAAAAAUUUUACUAAUUCAAGUAGUCUUAGAAAACAUGUGAUUUUACAUACGAAUGACAUGCCUUAUCACUGUGAACAUUGUGGGAAGAGUUUUGCCCAGUCAACUCAUCUGAAAGUGCAUAUUCGAACACAUACUAAUGAAAAACCUUACCAAUGUGAGAUAUGCGAGAAGAGGUUUACUCAGUCAAGUCAUCUAAAAAGACAUGCACAAAUACAUACCAAUGAAUUACCUUGUGAGAGCAGUCAUUCUCAUCCACUUUAUUCCCAACAUCAUAUGGAAAUACAUACAAUUGAAAAACAAUAUCUUCAUGAGCAAUGUUGGAAAUUUUAUUUGUAUAAUAGCACGACGAAGAAGAGACAAUUUCUUGAAAAUGAGCAUCAAAAUAAACUGAAGAAUUUUACUUAUGUUGAUUCAAUUACUCAAACUGCUACUCCAAUAUCUAAUUUCGUAAAUCAGUUCAAAUGUAAACAGUGUGAGUGUCUAUAUAGCCACUUAUUUAGUCAAAGAAGGACGUUAAUUAUUCAUAGAGGAGAGAAAUGUACUUAUAGAUGGGAGACCUUAAAUGAUAGCAAACAGUUAACUAUCACACUUAACAAUCGUGAUGAGUGUGCAAGUGAGGAAGAACAGAAACAAUUGUUUAUUGUGCAUGCUGGGUUUAUUGUUGAAAAGAGAAGAGAUGAUAAAAUGGAAGAAUUCAGAUUAUACAGCCACAUCAUUGAUAGGCACUGA
Molecule: messenger RNA, 1683 nt
Organism: Saccoglossus kowalevskii
Lineage: Eukaryota; Metazoa; Hemichordata; Enteropneusta; Harrimaniidae
Biological process (GO): regulation of transcription by RNA polymerase II
Cellular component (GO): nucleus
Molecular function (GO): DNA-binding transcription factor activity, RNA polymerase II-specific
Source: RefSeq, a predicted model, not a curated record